Molecule: messenger RNA, 1884 nt
Organism: Rhododendron vialii
Lineage: Eukaryota; Viridiplantae; Streptophyta; Magnoliopsida; Ericales; Ericaceae
Exons: 13
Coding region: 427-1401 (324 amino acids)
Source: RefSeq, a predicted model, not a curated record
AUCCAAUUUUCCCCGAUCCAUACCCAACAACGGUCCGAAUCAAUAGUCAUCAACCGAUUCUACCUCUCUCCCAAAUUCUCAGUACCAGACGACUCUCUUCUCUCUCCGUCACUAGGAACGAAUAAAAUGGAGUGCGCCGGAAAGGGAAGCGGAGCACGGUGCGUGGGCCCACCCACCAGACGCUGCGGUCGCUGUGGAGCCGUUUCUUAUUGCUCCGUCACUCACCAGAUUUAUCAGCAACCAAACAUAUAACACGAGAUAGAGCAGGGUACGUGGAGUACUGCUAGAUACGAAUGGGGUGUUGAGACCAUAAAGUUGGGGAACAAAGCUAGCGCAGAAGUGCUUGGUGUUGGCACCUGAAGCUGGAUUUGCGAGGUUUCACAUUGGAGUGUCCAUAAGGAAGAGUGUGAAAGGUUGGAAGAACAAAUGGAACGCGCCAAUUUGUUAAAGGAAUUUCCUUUUACAUUUUCUCAAGAAGCUACCGUUGAGGUGUGUGAAAAGCGGGAGACUCGGUGUUCAUUCCUGGCAAAACGGGGUGUCCACCGAGUUGGAAUGUGGAUGUUUGAAUGUUCUUGUGGAGCAUCCGUUGAUUUGUCAGAUCUUUCAAGGCUGAUUGGGAGUUGGAAUCUAUCAAGUAUUUGUUGCCCAUGCAGAGGUCCUUCAUUACCAACACCGAAGCAUUUACUUAGUUGGAAGGAAUAUUAUGAAUGGAGGUGCAUACCGUUUUAUUCUCCUGUUGCUUUGCUUCUUCACUGGCCACUUACAUUGUAUCACGCCAUUCGACUUGCUGCAGCAAGAAACUUGAUUCCUGAAUUCAGCAAUGAGCUCUACAUACACUACCUUGGACCUGAAAAAGAGCUUGCUCAGCUUGCUGUCUUUGGGGAGUUAAAUUCGCUUUUCCCUGGACUACAGGUGCAUGUAGAGCUUGUAGGACCGGCAAUUCCAGGGAGUAGGGAUGGUGAGAGGAUUGAUCUUCACGGAUAUGCUCACUGCAUUGAGACAGAUUGCAUUUGCCAAUCUCCAAGUGAGAAUCAAAGCUUGCUUGCAAGUGGUAAAAGUUCAGUGGUCAGAUUAAGGCUUCAUUCAGGUUGUUAUCAUGACCGUUACAGAGAUAUAACAAAGGAGUCUUUACCUCAUUUAGUCAUUGCUCCAAAUGCUGGUGUUGCAGCUUUCAUGAGCUGGUUACCAACAAUAGAGCUGAUAAAGGCGAUAAAUGUCCCAGCAGUUUUUUCUGAUUACUGUGAAGAAGCUGCCCAUCUGGCGGCUCGUUGCAUCAGCUCCGUUACCUACCGUCCUCCAUCGAUCCCCAUUCAGCUAAAUCCAUUCAGGCAGCCAAUGGUGGUGGAGGACAGUGCUUUGUUUCUUCCUUGCUAUUCAAAUUGCUUUAUCUUUGGGAUGUGAACUGGCAUAGCCCAAGAGUUCGGAUCUACCUAAAUGAAGAUUUCAAAGUUUCUUGAAUUAACAGAGCAGAGGAGAUGCAUUAUGCUCGUGUUGGGUUUGGAAUCGGAGUAUUCUCUAUAUCCUUGUACCCCAUGUUGAGUGGAUGGGUGCUUGUUCCAAGUUAAUCUAGUCUUCGGUUCAACUCAUAGCAUUGCAUAUAUGCCAUCCGUUUUGAUUAUGUAUUCGACGACAGCUAAUUUAAACGGUAACAAUUUUGAAACGUGCUAGAUAUAUGGUCCAAUCUGAUGCUCAUAUCCAUAUGGAAAAUGGGGCCGUCAAGUAAACAUUGCACUUUUAUCUGGGGAAAAUUAUACUUACACUCCCUGCACUUUUAGCAAUUUUCAAAGGCACUAUCUCAAUUUGAAAAGUAAACAGUUGUAUCCCUUGAACUAUCAUGUAAAAUGGGAUCUUGAGCAAUUUGGCUCCAUCAUGGUUGCAGAUUGU